Rhinolophus ferrumequinum (greater horseshoe bat) is the source of this 2442-nucleotide messenger RNA. RefSeq names its product dual specificity phosphatase 5 (gene DUSP5). NCBI's taxonomy places the organism in Eukaryota, Metazoa, Chordata, Mammalia, Chiroptera, Rhinolophidae. Gene Ontology annotation, biological process: negative regulation of MAPK cascade; protein dephosphorylation; endoderm formation. The record is from RefSeq and is a predicted model, not a curated record. The transcript is spliced from 4 exons. Bases 200 to 1354 code for a protein of 384 amino acids. Gene Ontology annotation, cellular component: nucleus; cytoplasm. Gene Ontology annotation, molecular function: MAP kinase tyrosine/serine/threonine phosphatase activity; protein tyrosine/threonine phosphatase activity.
GGUUUCUGGGGCUGCGUGUGGCCGGGCUGGGCGCAGAACGUGCGGGGCAGGAAAGAAGAGUUGAGCGGCCGCUCCGGCGCGGGGCUCGGUCGGCCGGCCUCAGCCCCGCGGGCCGCCCUCUCGUGCCUAGCCGGCGAGCGCCCUGGCCGUGGGCACCUGCAGGGCGCGCAGCGCGGGGCCGCUGGGCGGCGGCGGCGACAUGAAGGUCACGUCGCUCGACGGGCGCCAGCUGCGCAAGAUGCUCCGCAAAGAGGCGGCGGCACGCUGCGUGGUGCUGGACUGCCGGCCUUACCUGGCCUUCGCCGCCUCCAACGUGCGCGGCUCGCUCAACGUCAACCUCAACUCCGUGGUGCUGCGGCGGGCUCGCGGCGGCGCGGUGUCCGCGCGCUACGUGCUGCCCGACGAGGCGGCGCGAGCACGACUGCUGCAGGAGGGCGGCGGCGGCGUGGUGGCGGUGGUGGUGCUGGACCAGGGCAGCCGCCACUGGCAGAAGCUGCGCGAGGAGAGUGCCGCGCGCGUCGUGCUCACCUCGCUGCUCGCCUGCUUGCCCGCGGGUCCGCGGGUCUACUUCCUCAAAGGGGGUUAUGAGAUGUUCUACUCAGAAUAUCCUGAGUGUUGUGUGGACGUAAAACCCAUUUCACAGGAGAAGAUUGAAGCCGACAGAGCCCUCAUCAGCCCGUGUGGGAAGCUAGCUCUCAAUGUCAGCGACAGGCCAGCUUAUGACCAGGGUGGCCCAGUUGAAAUCCUUCCGUUCCUCUACCUUGGAAGUGCCUACCAUGCGUCCCAGUGCGAGUUCCUCGCCAACCUGCACGUCACGGCUCUGCUGAAUGUCUCUCGGCGGACCUCGGAGGCCUGCACAAGCCACCUACACUACAAAUGGAUCCCCGUGGAAGACAGCCACACGGCUGACAUAAGCUCCCACUUUCAAGAAGCAAUAGACUUCAUUGACUGUGUCAGGGAAAAGGGAGGCAAGGUCCUGGUCCACUGUGAGGCUGGGAUCUCGCGUUCGCCCACCAUCUGCAUGGCUUACCUCAUGAAGACCAGGCAGUUCCGCCUGAAGGACGCCUUCGAUUACAUCAAGCAGAGGAGGAGUGUGGUCUCGCCCAACUUUGGCUUCAUGGGCCAGCUCCUGCAGUAUGAAUCUGAGAUCCUGCCUUCCACGCCGACCCCGCAGGCGCCCUCCUGCCAAGGGGAGGCCGCCGGAUCCUCAUUCAUAGCCCAUUUGCAGACACUGAGCCCUGAUGUGCAGGGCUCCUACUGCACAUUCCCUACCUCCGUGCUGGCGCCAGUGCCCACCCACCCGACGGUCUCAGAGCUCACCCGGAGCCCCAUGGCCACAGCCACAUCCUGCUAGAACGGGGAUGGGGAAGCAGCCCGGCCCCAAGAACAACUGUGAUUUUGUUUUUAAGAAAAAAACCACGUGGACAUUUCAUACCUGUGCAAUACUGAAGACCGCGUUCUGUCCCGCUGCCCCCGUGGGAUAGCCAGUGGUCACCAGGCUUGCAAACGAACUUCAGGUUCUCGGGACCGAAGGAAGGCCAAGCCAUGAUGAGAGCACAGUGUGUGCUGACUACUGUAUUCCAGACCUCCUGCCCUCAGGACUGCUCAGUCCUGGCACCUCAAAGUUCGCCUUUUCAUUUCAAGCGUAAGGCAAUAAAUACCUGCAGCAACGUGGGAGAAAGCAGUUGCUAGCCCAGGAAAAAAGGCAGUUACGAAGCCAAUUCAUUCUGAAGGAAGCACAAUUUCCACCUUACUUUUUUAACCUUGGCAGUCUCCAUAUUCGUCUCUGUUGCUUCAGGGAAUAAGCUGAUCAUCUAGUCAGGAAAGUAACCCCGUAGGGUUUGUAGGGACCCAAUAUAUAUGCUGAUUUGAACCCUCAUGUUUUUGAGACUCCCUCUUGGAUCCAGUGGACACAAUUGGCUGAAGUAGCAAGACGUUGAGACUUCUGGGUUGCCUUUUCACUGUGGGUUCUUCCCUGACUUUGGACUUUGGCAUGACUCUUACUCAUACUUGAACCUUUCUUGUCACACCUCUCCUCAGAGCAGCUCGUUUCAUUUUGAAAAGAGUUCUUCAAACCAUAGACCACAAAUCACCCCUCUGAGGUGGUGGCAGUGGGUGCCAGAAGAAAAAGGGUACCUACUGUCUGGGUCAGUGGCAUUGACAUGGUCGUUUCCUCAGCUUGCUGUCCAUAUGUGUGCGUGUCUUGUCUCUUGUGACACUUGUUUUCUUCCCUGCCCCUGGGGAUUGUCUUCAAGUUGUUGACUUCGGGGAUUUGCAGAGUUCACAUUGUGGUACUACUACUUACUGUCUAUAGGUUGUUUCUCCAGGGGAAAAGGCAAUAAUUUCCUAAAAUCCAUUCGAAUGUGAAGAAAAGCAGUAUGUUGCUAGUUGUCGUCGUCAUUGUUUUUUAUAGUGUAAAAUAAAAAUAGUAAAAAGAAAAAA